This is a messenger RNA of Pteropus alecto (black flying fox), 467 nucleotides long. RefSeq names its product ribosomal protein L37a (gene RPL37A). The transcript has 5 exons. Gene Ontology annotation, cellular component: ribosome. The record is from RefSeq and is a predicted model, not a curated record. Gene Ontology annotation, biological process: translation. NCBI's taxonomy places the organism in Eukaryota, Metazoa, Chordata, Mammalia, Chiroptera, Pteropodidae. Bases 126 to 404 code for a protein of 92 amino acids. Gene Ontology annotation, molecular function: structural constituent of ribosome.
ACCUCCGGACCAUAGAGCUCAAAUUCUAGCUGGGCCACUCGUUCGCCACUUCCGCUCGUUCGCCUAAAACCGCGCCUGCGCAGUGCGCUGCUUCCUCUGUGAGUUUCGACCUAGUUGGUGUCGACAUGGCUAAACGCACCAAGAAGGUCGGUAUCGUUGGUAAAUACGGGACUCGUUAUGGCGCCUCCCUCAGGAAAAUGGUGAAGAAAAUUGAAAUCAGCCAGCACGCCAAGUACACUUGCUCCUUCUGUGGCAAAACCAAGAUGAAGAGAAGAGCUGUGGGAAUCUGGCACUGUGGUUCCUGCAUGAAAACAGUAGCUGGUGGUGCCUGGACCUACAACACCACUUCUGCCGUCACAGUAAAGUCUGCCAUCAGAAGACUGAAGGAAUUGAAAGACCAGUAGAAGCUCCACAAUUUGAAAUAUUGCUAGCCUGUAAUAAAUGGGUUAAUUUAUGUAACAAAAUUA